This is a messenger RNA of Morchella importuna, 363 nucleotides long. RefSeq lists its product as uncharacterized. The record is from RefSeq and is a predicted model, not a curated record. The transcript has a single exon. The coding region runs from base 1 to 363 and encodes 120 amino acids. Lineage: Eukaryota; Fungi; Ascomycota; Pezizomycetes; Pezizales; Morchellaceae.
AUGAUGGACAACAAUGGCAACUUGGCCUGGGACUUCGACAACUGGCACCGAGAGGAAACGUACAAGGUUCUCGCAUGCAUUGUCUACGAGAAGGCGAAGGAGCAGUUAAGGUCUCCUCAGCCGAGAGAGAGGGGUUGGAUGGAUACAGUCCGUAUCACCAAGGACAGGAACGAUGUCAAGGUCAAGGAGCAUUUAGCUGCGUUCGCGAAGGAGUUGGAAGAAUCGAAGGAAUUGGAGCAAUUGAAGGAAUCGGAAGAAUCGGUGGAAUCGGAGGACGUCGAUGAAGUUGAGGAACUAGAAACAGUUGAGGACUUUGGGAAAAUGGGGAAGUCGGAAGAGCCGGAAGUGGUGGUUGAGGCAUAA